Molecule: messenger RNA, 1212 nt
Organism: Talaromyces marneffei
Lineage: Eukaryota; Fungi; Ascomycota; Eurotiomycetes; Eurotiales; Trichocomaceae
Exons: 2
Coding region: 1-1212 (403 amino acids)
Source: RefSeq, a predicted model, not a curated record
AUGCCACUCGGAGACAUGAUCGAUGACCCCACGAACAAUGACGAAUAUGUCGCGCAGCUACUUGCUUCAGAGGCAAAGGACAAGUCGCUAAAAUACUCCGCGCUUGGGCUCCAAGCGUAUCUUCCUCGUCGACCGACGGAUCGAGCUCCGAAGCCUAAUACACGCUUUCUCAAGAAUAUUCUUCGAGAUACAGAUACCCAUAACGCGGCAUUGAGACGCAAGGAGGAAGGAGAUGCGCGAGAACGAAUGUGCAAAUUGCGUGGAGAGCGAUCUCCUCCGCGCCGAGAGCGACGUCACCAGGAUCGGUCGCCUUCCCGUCGUGACAAGGAGCGGUCGUCGAGAAGAGAGCAUAUAGACGAUUCUUCUAGGGAACACCACAAGUCCAGGUCCGAGCGACACCGCCGACGGCAUGAAGGCGAUGGAAGUGAAUCAGACCGGGAUCGUGAAACAUCCUCGAGGUCUCACCGACGACAUCGCGAUGAAGAGCGACGCUCGAGAAGGUCGCGGCGGGAAUCCUCUAGAUCGCGACAUAGAUCGUCCAGAUAUUCAAGAGACAAAAGAAGUGCGUCGCCUCGCCGAUCACGAUCAGAAUCACUAGGUAGUUCGAGACGGCAUCGACAUAACGACAAGGACUACGAACGGCGAAAACGAGAUGAUCGUCCUGCUGAGGACGACACCGCGCAAUUAGAAUCGCGCAAAGAUGCGUACAGUUCGGAUAAUGAAUCCGAUCCUCUAGAAGACCUCGUCGGUCCAUUACCACGUGAAAAAGCAUCCGGUAUCCCUAUACGAGGACGAGGCUCCUAUCGCCAAAACACAAGCACAAUCGACGCCCACUUUGAGCGAGACUACAAUCCCAAACUCGACGUCGAUUUAUCCGACAACGACGAAACCUCAAAGCGAUCGAGUCGACGUCCCGUUGCAGGUCUCAUGACCAAAGACGAAGACGAGGAUUGGAACAUGGCAUUGGAAGCCCUCCGCGACCGAGCGAAUUGGCGCCAGAAAGGCGAAGAGCGCCUCCGCACCGCGGGGUUUGAUGAGAGCACCGUCCGACGGUGGAAAGAGGACCCGGCUUUUGCGAAUGGCAGUUCCAAUAAUGAUGCCGCAGGACGGGUUGAGGAUGUGAAAUGGGCCAAGAAGGGGGAAGGGAGGGAGUGGGAUCGAGGCAAAGUUUUGAAUGAGCAUGGGCAUUAUGAUGUCAAGGGGCAGUGGUAG